AUGCGUCCUUCCCUCCUGACCAUCUUCAGCACCGCAGUCCUCACGCUCGCGGCGGCGUCUCCCGCACCCUCUGGCGGCAAAGGUAUAUUCUCGCCGACCGUCUUCUCACCGACGAAAGCAGGAGCACUCCUUGCCAGCCUUCGAACGGCCGACAGCGGCUCCGACGACGACGACAACGACGACGACGCCUCGAAGGGGCGACUAAACCUCAGCCACCAGCCGGACAAAUACCCGCACGGCAUGUACGACUGCGAGACGUCGUGGGCGUCGCCGACGCUCAGCGAGAUCAAGGGCGCCGUAAAGAAAAUCCGGCAGUUCUGGACGUGCGAGCAGAGUAAUCCCGGCGGGUCGAAGUGUGAGCUCCUCUCUACGUUUAAUGGCGGAUCGAUCGCUAUCUGUGGGAAGCUGGGUCGCGCGAUUAGUUGUUGGGAUGUGGCUAGGGCCAUAGAACAGUUGAUGAAGUUUUGUAAGGAUGAGGAGAUGGGAAGAGCGGGCGGCACUUGGUAUUUCGAUGAUAGGUUGAAGACGAUUUUGUAUUAG
Tricharina praecox is the source of this 540-nucleotide messenger RNA. RefSeq lists its product as uncharacterized. The record is from RefSeq and is a predicted model, not a curated record. The coding region runs from base 1 to 540 and encodes 179 amino acids. NCBI's taxonomy places the organism in Eukaryota, Fungi, Ascomycota, Pezizomycetes, Pezizales, Pyronemataceae. The transcript has a single exon.